This is a messenger RNA of Budorcas taxicolor (takin), 4425 nucleotides long. It is a transcript of the gene ADGRL1, whose product is annotated as adhesion G protein-coupled receptor L1. Gene Ontology annotation, molecular function: G protein-coupled receptor activity; latrotoxin receptor activity; carbohydrate binding. The coding region runs from base 4 to 4425 and encodes 1473 amino acids. Gene Ontology annotation, biological process: heterophilic cell-cell adhesion; adenylate cyclase-activating G protein-coupled receptor signaling pathway; cell surface receptor signaling pathway. The transcript is spliced from 23 exons. Gene Ontology annotation, cellular component: postsynaptic density; presynaptic membrane; axon. The record is from RefSeq and is a predicted model, not a curated record. NCBI's taxonomy places the organism in Eukaryota, Metazoa, Chordata, Mammalia, Artiodactyla, Bovidae.
GCCAUGGCCCGCCUGGCCGCCGCGCUCUGGAGUCUCUGCGUCACAGCCAUCCUCGUCACCUCAGCCACCCAAGGCCUGAGCCGGGCUGGGCUCCCAUUUGGGCUGAUGCGCCGGGAGCUGGCAUGUGAAGGCUACCCCAUCGAGCUGCGGUGCCCGGGCAGUGACGUCAUCAUGGUGGAGAACGCCAACUAUGGGCGUACAGACGACAAGAUCUGCGACGCCGACCCUUUCCAGAUGGAGAACGUGCAGUGCUACCUGCCGGACGCCUUCAAGAUCAUGUCCCAGAGGUGUAACAACCGCACCCAGUGUGUGGUGGUCGCUGGCUCGGACGCCUUUCCGGACCCCUGCCCUGGGACCUACAAGUACCUGGAGGUGCAGUACGACUGUGUCCCCUACAAAGUGGAGCAGAAAGUCUUCGUGUGCCCAGGGACCCUGCAGAAGGUGCUGGAGCCCACCUCAACCCACGAGUCGGAGCACCAGUCUGGUGCAUGGUGCAAGGACCCACUGCAGGCGGGUGACCGCAUCUACGUCAUGCCGUGGAUCCCCUACCGCACGGACACGCUGACCGAGUACGCCUCGUGGGAAGACUACGUGGCAGCGCGCCACACCACCACCUAUCGCCUGCCCAACCGCGUAGACGGCACGGGCUUCGUGGUCUACGACGGCGCCGUCUUCUACAACAAGGAGCGCACGCGCAACAUCGUCAAGUACGACCUGCGCACGCGCAUUAAGAGCGGGGAGACUGUCAUCAACACGGCCAAUUACCACGACACCUCGCCCUACCGCUGGGGGGGCAAGACCGACAUCGACCUGGCAGUGGACGAGAACGGGCUGUGGGUCAUCUACGCCACUGAGGGCAACAACGGGCGGCUGGUGGUGAGCCAGCUCAACCCCUACACGCUGCGCUUCGAGGGCACGUGGGAGACCGGCUACGACAAGCGCUCCGCGUCCAACGCCUUCAUGGUGUGCGGCGUCCUGUACGUGCUGCGCUCGGUGUACGUGGAUGACGACAGCGAGGCGGCCGGCAACCGCGUGGACUACGCCUUCAACACCAACGCCAACCGUGAGGAGCCCGUGAGCCUGGCCUUUCCCAACCCCUACCAGUUCGUCUCCUCUGUCGACUAUAACCCUCGCGACAACCAGCUCUAUGUCUGGAACAACUACUUUGUGGUGCGCUAUAGCCUGGAGUUUGGGCCGCCCGACCCUAGUGCGGGCCCAGCCACUUCCCCACCCCUCAGCACAACCACCACAGCCCGGCCCACACCCCUGACCAGCACGGCCUCGCCCGCAGCCACUACUCCACUCCGCCGGGCACCCCUCACCACGCACCCCGUGGGUGCCAUCAACCAGCUGGGACCUGACCUACCUCCAGCCACUGCCCCGGCCCCCAGCACCCGGCGGCCCCCUGCCCCCAAUCUGCACGUGUCCCCAGAACUCUUUUGUGAACCUCGAGAGGUGCGGCGGGUCCAAUGGCCGGCCACCCAGCAGGGCAUGCUGGUGGAGAGGCCCUGCCCCAAGGGGACUCGAGGAAUUGCCUCCUUCCAGUGUCUACCAGCCCUGGGGCUCUGGAAUCCCCGGGGCCCUGACCUCAGCAACUGCACCUCCCCCUGGGUCAACCAGGUGGCCCAGAAGAUCAAGAGUGGGGAGAACGCGGCCAACAUUGCCAGCGAGCUGGCCCGCCACACCCGGGGCUCCAUCUACGCGGGUGACGUGUCCUCCUCUGUGAAGCUGAUGGAGCAACUGCUGGACAUUCUGGACGCCCAGCUGCAGGCGCUGCGGCCCAUCGAGCGCGAGUCGGCCGGCAAGAACUACAACAAGAUGCACAAGCGGGAGAGAACUUGCAAGGACUACAUCAAGGCUGUGGUGGAGACGGUGGACAACCUGCUGCGGCCGGAGGCCCUCGAGUCCUGGAAGGACAUGAACGCCACUGAGCAGGCGCACACAGCCACCAUGCUGCUGGACGUCCUGGAAGAGGGCGCCUUCCUGCUGGCGGACAAUGUCAGGGAGCCGGCCCGCUUCCUGGCCGCCAAGCAGAACGUGGUCCUCGAGGUCACAGUCCUGAACACUGAGGGCCAAGUGCAGGAGCUGGUGUUCCCCCAGGAGUACCCGAGUGAGAACUCAAUCCAGCUGUCUGCCAACACCAUCAAGCAGAACAGCCGCAACGGAGUGGUCAAGGUUGUCUUCAUUCUCUACAACAACCUGGGCCUCUUCCUGUCCACCGAGAACGCCACGGUGAAGCUGGCGGGUGAAGCAGGCUCGGGGGGCCCAGGGGGCGCCUCCCUGGUGGUGAACUCACAGGUCAUCGCAGCGUCCAUCAACAAGGAGUCCAGCCGAGUCUUCCUGAUGGACCCUGUCAUCUUCACUGUGGCCCACCUGGAGGCCAAGAACCACUUCAACGCUAACUGCUCCUUCUGGAACUACUCAGAGCGCUCCAUGCUGGGCUACUGGUCAACCCAGGGCUGCCGCCUGGUGGAGUCCAACAAGACCCAUACCACAUGUGCCUGCAGCCACCUCACCAACUUUGCUGUGCUCAUGGCGCACCGCGAGAUCUACCAGGGCCGCAUCAAUGAGCUGCUGCUGUCAGUCAUCACGUGGGUGGGCAUCGUCAUCUCCCUGGUCUGCCUGGCCAUCUGUAUCUCCACCUUCUGCUUCCUGCGGGGGCUGCAGACCGACCGCAACACCAUCCACAAGAACCUCUGCAUCAAUCUCUUCCUGGCGGAGCUGCUCUUCCUUGUCGGGAUAGACAAGACUCAGUAUGAGAUCGCCUGCCCCAUCUUUGCGGGCUUGCUGCACUACUUCUUCCUGGCCGCCUUCUCCUGGCUGUGCCUGGAGGGUGUGCAUCUCUACCUGCUGCUGGUGGAGGUGUUUGAGAGCGAGUACUCCCGCACCAAGUACUACUACCUGGGCGGGUACUGCUUCCCUGCGCUGGUGGUGGGCAUUGCGGCCGCCAUCGACUACCGCAGCUAUGGCACCGAGAAGGCUUGUUGGCUCCGCGUGGACAAUUACUUCAUCUGGAGCUUCAUUGGGCCCGUCUCCUUUGUUAUUGUGGUGAACCUGGUGUUCCUCAUGGUGACUCUGCACAAGAUGGUCCGGAGCUCGUCCGUGCUCAAGCCUGACUCCAGUCGCCUCGACAACAUUAAAUCCUGGGCCCUGGGGGCCAUUGCGCUGCUCUUCCUGCUGGGCCUCACGUGGGCUUUCGGCCUCCUCUUCAUCAACAAGGAGUCAGUGGUCAUGGCUUAUCUCUUCACCACCUUCAACGCCUUCCAGGGGGUCUUCAUCUUCGUCUUUCACUGCGCCUUACAGAAGAAGGUGCACAAGGAGUACAGCAAGUGCCUGCGGCACUCCUACUGCUGCGUCCGCUCGCCGCCCGGGGGCGCGCACGGCUCACUCAAGACCUCGGCCAUGCGGAGCAACGCCCGCUACUACACAGGGACCCAGAGCCGAAUCCGGAGGAUGUGGAACGACACCGUGAGGAAGCAGACGGAAUCCUCCUUCAUGGCCGGAGACAUCAACAGCACUCCUACCCUGAACCGAGGUACCAUGGGGAACCACCUGCUGACCAACCCUGUGCUGCAGCCCCGUGGGGGCACCAGCCCCUAUAACACCCUCAUUGCUGAGUCAGUGGGCUUUAACCCCUCCUCGCCCCCAGUCUUCAACUCCCCAGGGAGCUACCGGGAACCCAAGCACCCCUUGGGAGGCCGGGAAGCCUGCGGCAUGGACACGCUGCCCCUCAACGGCAACUUCAACAACAGCUACUCCUUGCGAAGCGGGGAUUUCCCUCCCGGGGACGGGGCCCCUGAGCCCCCUCGAGGCCGGAAUCUGGCUGACGCCGCUGCCUUCGAGAAGAUGAUCAUCUCGGAGCUGGUGCACAAUAACCUGCGGGGGGGCAGCAGCGGAGCCAAGGGCCCUCCACCGCCGGAGCCCCCUGUGCCACCAGUGCCAGGGGGCAGCGGGGAGGAAGAGGCCGGCGGGCCCGGGGGCGCUGACCGGGCAGAGAUCGAACUUCUCUACAAGGCCCUGGAGGAGCCACUGCUGCUGCCCAGGGCCCAGUCGGUGCUGUACCAGAGCGAUCUGGACGAGUCGGAGAGCUGCACGGCGGAGGAUGGAGCCACCAGCCGGCCCCUCUCCUCGCCUCCAGGCCGGGACUCCCUCUACGCCAGUGGGGCCAACCUGCGGGACUCGCCCUCCUACCCGGACAGCAGCCCCGAGGGGCCCAGUGAGGCCCUGCCCCCACCCCCACCCGCACCCCCUGGUCCCCCCGAAAUCUACUACACCUCGCGCCCGCCGGCCCUGGUGGCCCGGAACCCCCUGCAGGGCUACUACCAGGUCCGGCGGCCCAGCCACGAGGGCUACCUGGCGGCCCCGGGCCUUGAGGGGCCAGGCCCCGACGGGGACGGGCAGAUGCAACUGGUUACCAGUCUCUGA